Molecule: messenger RNA, 1485 nt
Organism: Plasmodium gonderi
Lineage: Eukaryota; Apicomplexa; Aconoidasida; Haemosporida; Plasmodiidae
Exons: 1
Coding region: 1-1485 (494 amino acids)
Source: RefSeq, a predicted model, not a curated record
AUGAAACGAUACGAUGAAAAAACAAUCAACGCUAGGAUCCAGAGAGAGCAAAAGAAUGAAUUCGUAAGAGAAAGGAUUCGAGGCGAUUUGAAAUUAGACACCUACAGCAAAAUUCAAGGCAUAUCAAUAGACAAAGCAGAUGCAGCGCAAACAAAGAAACAGCAGGAAGAAUUGCUCAAAAGAGAAUGUGAAACGGAAGAGAGUCAACUGAACAAGACAUCUAAACAUCCCAAUGGAGCAGAAGAAGAAUACUUUACAUCAUUACAAUUUGACAGCGAGAAAAUUAAGGAAAACCGAAUGAAACAAUGUGAACUAUUAAAUGAAAAACAAAAAAGAGAAAAAGAAAUAGCACAUGAAAUACUUCGAGAAAAAGCAUUGCAACAAACAUUACAAAAUGAUGAAGGGUAUAAAAAACUAAAGGGGAAAUUAGAUGAGAUAGCUACAUUAAAAGUAAGAGAAAAUCAAAUACGUGAUGCGAAAUUUUGUAAAACAAAAGAAAUAGAAGAUGAUAACAAAAGAAUUGAAAAACAAAUGGAACAUAUACUUAAAAAAGAAGAAUUAGAAGAUGAGAAAAAAAAAAAAUUAAAUUAUGAAAAAGUUAUGGAAACCAAAAUGGAAUUACAACAACAGAUUAAUGAGAAUUUGAAAAAAAAAAAAAACGAAUUCUAUGGAAAUGCUCAAGAACGAGAUAACAUAGAAAAUAUAAUAAAAAAUUACAAUGACGAGGAAAAGAAAAAAAAAGAAGAAGAAUUGCUAAAGCAAAAAAAAUUAUUAAAAGAAUUCCAAGAACAAAUUGAACUGAAAAAUAAACAAAAACAGCUCGAAAAAAUAAAAGAAUUAGAAGAAGAAUUAAAAAAUCAAGAAUAUAUUAAGGAAAAAGAAGAAAAAAUUAAAAAUUUACAAAAAAAAAAAAAAGAAAAAUAUCUAGAAAAACAAAAAGUUGUCAACGAAUUAGCACAUAAAGAAUAUCUCAUAAAUAAAGAAAAAGAAUCUUUAGAUGAACUACUCAACAAAGUGUAUAUAGAAGAACAUGACUUUAAAGAAAGGCAAAAAGAAAUUAAAGAAAAUGAAAAAAAAUUACAGCUCAAAAAUGAAAUGUUAAAACAACUUGAAAUAGACAUUAAACUUAAAGAGCAGCAAAGACAAAAGGAAAAAGAAGAGGAUGAAAAAAGAAAAAUUGAUCUACUUGAAGAAAAAAAAAAAUUGGACAAAAUAGAUCAAUACACAGAUAAAAAAAGGAAAGAAAAAUUAUUACAAUAUAGAAAAGAAAUAUACGAAACCUUUCAGCAAAAAAAAGACGCUGUCAAAAACGAGCGCUUACAAGAGGAACAAGAAAAAAACAAACUUUUAGAGGAGCAGAAGCAGUACGAAGAUUUGAUAAAUAAGGAAAAGAUAAAACUCCUAGAGAAAUACAGCAAAGACAUUGUAGAAAAGCUGCCAGAAGAUGUAUACGAGAGUCUUAAAAAGAAAAACCUUAUUACUUAG